Messenger RNA from Hyla sarda, 1147 nucleotides. RefSeq names its product TIR domain containing adaptor molecule 2 (gene TICAM2). The record is from RefSeq and is a predicted model, not a curated record. The transcript has 3 exons. Bases 165 to 824 code for a protein of 219 amino acids. Gene Ontology annotation, biological process: lipopolysaccharide-mediated signaling pathway; positive regulation of natural killer cell activation; positive regulation of cytokine production involved in inflammatory response. NCBI's taxonomy places the organism in Eukaryota, Metazoa, Chordata, Amphibia, Anura, Hylidae. Gene Ontology annotation, molecular function: protein kinase binding.
AACCGGUUAAUCGCGUCCUGAGCUUCCCUCACUUUCUCCUGCCCCAUGGACGGACCUCGUGUCGAUUAGCAGCUAGCGUCUUACUAACUGCACUCCUGAUGUGGACUCUACGACAAUCUGGCUAGCUCACAAAGCGGUCAUAAGAGGGUUGAACUUCAAUAUCGAUGCUGAUAAUGUAUGCCACAACGGGAAUCAGCAAAUGUGGAAAUCAGAUAUCAGACAUUAACAAUGAUGAAAAGCUAGACAUCACAGAAGAAUCUAAUGACUCCAAUUCAUUUUGCGAGAACUGUCCUUUAGAUGGCGAUUCAACUUCCACCAAAGAGAUCGAUGACACUGAAGAUGGGGAUAUAUUUUAUAAAUUUGUCAUCUUACACGCAGAGACCGAUGAAUUAGAGGCAAUACGAGUAAAGGACAUGUUACAAGAUAAAUUUAAUAUCAAACCAGGCUUAAUAUUCGCAGAAAUGCCCGCAGGACAAAACAUUCUUAAAAACCUUGAUAAUGCCGUUAAUGGUUCAGCUUGGACUAUACUAUUACUGACUGAAAACUUUCUCAGAGAAACCUGGUGUGAGUUUCAGUCCCACGCAACGUUAAUCAAUUCCAUUCACAUGUGCCAUAAAUAUAACUCUGUGAUUCCUGUGAGACCAAAAGACAAUUACCUUCCGAGAGAGAAAACACCAUUUGCGCUAAAGCUCAUUAAUGCAUUAGAAGAAAGGAAUCCUGAGUUCUCAAAGCAAGUGAAGAAAACCUUCCAUGAUAGCUUGUAUAAGAAGCAGUAUGACAUAUGGAAGGCUGAGAAGGAAGGCAUGGGAAAUCAAAGCCACUGAAUACAACCAGACCCACAUAAGUAGUUCGAUAUUAUGGGAGUAUGUCAACCCUGUUCUAAAACUAGUCUUUAAGGUGAUGCUUAGAGACUUACUACUAUUUUUCUAGCCUCAAACUUUGAUGGAGACAUUAUACAGUAAGUUUAUAGAAUCCACUGGGAUCGGUAACAAAACAGAUAAUGAAUUAAUCAUGUUCAUUAUUGCUCCUACAAAAACUAAAGCCAUAUCAUAAGUGUAAACAGAGCCGUAAGUGUAUGGUGUGAUGUACAGUACAGACCAAAAGUUUGGACACACCUUCUCGUUAUUUUCAUGACUAUGAAAAUUGU